CUAAUCCAUCUACCCCUCCACCCUAAACCCUAUCCAACAAGCCUACACUCUCUCUCUCUCUCUCUCUCUCCUCUGAAAUUUGUCUGAUACUAACCAAUCCCUAUUUUCUUCUCUCUCUCUCUCUCUCUCUCUGUGAAACUCGCCGCAAAGAAUAAUUAACCGAACAAACCAGGAGGAGAAGAAAGGUACAUCUUUUUGAGUUUUGAGGCGUGGUGUUCUGUUUUGUUCUCUCUUUUGUGGAACUUGAAUCCCCCACUCACCCUGCAAAAAUCUGAAGACUGAGAGACGAAUGGGAGCAAACCCAGUAAAGAUAAUUUCGAAUUAGUUGGCAAACUUUUGUAUCUUUCUCUGUGCUGUGUUGUUCUUGUAUGAAUGGAACUUGAUAGCAUUGAAUGUGUAUUAUCGUCGGAUGGUAUGGAUGAGGAUGAGAUCCAUCUCCAACUUCAUCAUCAGUUCCCUUUGAAGGCGGGCGGCAACAACAACAGUGACGACAGCAGCAUCACGCCCGCCGCAGUUCAUGCCACCACUAGUGUCCACGAGCUGCUCGAAUGCCCCGUCUGCACCAACUCCAUGUACCCUCCAAUCCAUCAGUGCCACAAUGGGCACACACUCUGCUCCACUUGUAAAACAAGGGUACACAACCAGUGUCCCACCUGUAGGCAAGAGCUUGGUGAUAUAAGGUGCCUAGCUCUGGAGAAGGUGGCCGAGUCACUUGAAUUCCCUUGCAAGUACUGCUCCCUUGGAUGCCCAGAGAUCUUCCCAUAUUACAUCAAGCUCAAACAUGAGGCCUUGUGUAACUUUAGGCCAUAUAACUGUCCAUAUGCUGGUUCAGAAUGCUCUGUAGUUGGGGAUAUUCCAUUCCUGAUUACCCAUCUGAAAGAUGAUCACAAGGUUGACAUGCACUCUGGAAGCACAUUCAAUCAUCGUUAUGUCAAGUCUAAUCCACGUGAAGUAGAAAAUGCCACAUGGAUGCUUACUGUCUUCAACUGUUUUGGCCAGUAUUUCUGCCUCCAUUUUGAAGCAUUCCAGCUUGGCAUGGCUCCUGUUUAUAUGGCUUUCCUCCGUUUUAUGGGGGAUGAGAUAGAAGCCCGGAACUACAACUAUAGUCUGGAGGUUGGUGGAAAUGGCCGGAAACUAAUUUGGGAGGGCACCCCGCGAAGCAUAAGAGAUAGCCACAGGAAGGUUAGGGACAGCCAUGACGGGCUUAUCAUACAGCGUAACAUGGCACUUUACUUCUCUGGUGGGGAUAGAAAAGAGCUCAAACUACGAGUUACGGGACGGAUAUGGAAGGAACAGCAGAACUCGGGGGGAGGGGCAUGCAUACCAAAUCUCUGUAGUUAAGACUGGGAAUAAGUUCCCCCAUCCCCCCUCCUUGCCCCUUUGUUUGGUGAUGGAUUUUCUGGCGAAUUUCAAUGGCGGAUGUAGAUAUGAAGAAUUCUUUAAUUAUGUUAGAAUGGCAAGGGGUUUCAGCUUUUACGUUUUGUCAAAUAAGCUGAUUUUCACAUUUGCCAAAAUUGUCAGAAAAUGCUGUGGAAGAACAUUGGUAUUUGGGGAAGGGUUUAUAUAUACAUACGGCUUUGGUGGAGAUGUAAGAGAGAGAGAAGAAAAAGGGACUUGGUUUUGUGGAGGCUAUAACUGAAACUAACGAAUUCAGAAUGAGUUCUUUGCUGUUG
Molecule: messenger RNA, 1673 nt
Organism: Malania oleifera
Lineage: Eukaryota; Viridiplantae; Streptophyta; Magnoliopsida; Santalales; Ximeniaceae
Product: E3 ubiquitin-protein ligase SINAT3
Exons: 3
Coding region: 373-1341 (322 amino acids)
Biological process (GO): ubiquitin-dependent protein catabolic process; multicellular organism development
Cellular component (GO): cytoplasm
Molecular function (GO): ubiquitin protein ligase activity; zinc ion binding; protein binding
Source: RefSeq, a predicted model, not a curated record